This is a messenger RNA of Symbiodinium sp. CCMP2592, 1803 nucleotides long. The record is from the annotation of a GenBank genome assembly. NCBI's taxonomy places the organism in Eukaryota, Dinophyceae, Suessiales, Symbiodiniaceae.
AUGCCGAACGAUUGUCCAGAACUGGAGCAUCGCCAGCGAGCUUCUGCAUCAGACGCAGCAGACGGCGGAGCAGACCAAAAGGACGACGAUGAGGAGGACGAGAACCCGGAGACGAGGGAACAUUUCCAGCGGAUGCGAAAAGACACCUCCAAUCCGGUUCUGGCAGCCAAGCUGUUUCGUGACAGGAGCUUGCAAGACGAGAUCAACAUCAUUGGCGUGACGACCCGUCCCGUGGUGGAAGAGUUCGUAGAGUGCAUCGACAGGCAAGAGAAGGGACAGGAAAGCUGCUUGCGCUGGAACGCAGAAUUGGCGGCGGGUGACGCUUUCUACCCGACCGUGAUGAAACUCUUGUCCCUACAUCAGACUUUCGCACAUGUCUCGGAUCUGCGCCUGUCGCCGUGGCAGGGUCGAGCCCUCGACAUCGAUGGCUUGGAUGCCUGGGCCAAACGGGAGCAGGAAAUCUGGGUCCAGUCAUUCAAGGUGUGUGUGGAGCUGGCUUCGGCGAGGUGCUGGAGCCAGCUGGUGCACUCAGCAGCGAUGCCCAACCUCAUGGCAGGUGUCUUUCAUCCCCGCGAUUAUGUCCGAGACACUUUGAUGGCUUGGAUGAAACGUUGUUUCGUACGCAUUCAGGAUGCCGUGCGGUAUGUAGAGGAAAAUGAUGACGACACCGCUGCUUCACUCCGAAGCAUUCUCAAAGACAUUGGCUUCCACCGAUCACAAUUGGUUCUCGAGUGCUGGGCCGUUCUGGAAAAGAGUAACUGGGACUUCCGGAACAACGACGUGAGGGAACUUGCGUUUUCCUUGCAUGCUGGACAAAGUACGACGAAAAUGGCGUGCGAGGACAGCUUCAACUGGUUGGCUUCGGUUUGCUCAAGACAAUCUAAAGGAUCUCAGCGCUACAACAAGUGGACAAAGUGGUUCUAUGCCUCAGCAAACCCAACCCUUGCAAAGACCUUCAACAUGGUAACAACGACGCUGGAAGACCUCGUGCGAGUGCAAUGCGUGCCAAAGUCGGACUUACACGGGUCGUCCUUUCGCUCCACAGCAAAUUACCUCCCAGAGGAGGUCGAGUUGCGCAAUUUGCUGCAGGUCAAGAAGAAGUGGAUGUCGGCCGGCACAGCAGCUGAAAUGAGACAAGUGGCCGCAGUGCAGACGCUGUUGGUGACACCGCCUGACAAAUUCGACAAACUGCAGACCCGUUGGGCAGGAUCCCUCUUCAUGAAGGGAGCGGUCGCAGUGCGCGGCGCGGCUGCUUACCUUCUCUUGGGUUUCCGCUCCUAUCUUUGCUUGGCCGUGAGGCUUCAGCAGUUCGAAGCCGACAACAAGAUCUACUGGCAAGUGCCGCCGCUGGACGAGCAAAGCAAGCUGAAGAUUCCUGCGGUUUUGAUCAACGAGGAUGCUUCAAUCGCGACUUGCUCUUGGAAGAUGUGUUCCGUGACACCCGUCAUCCCUGCAAUGAUGCCCGAGCAGCUCAAGAACCUGACAAGUCUCUUGACUCCUUCCAGUGAGCUGGAGCCAUUGCCAAAGGCCGCAGUGCGCCUUGGUAAUUGGCUGGACAAAGCAACGGUCAGGAAACUAUGUCUUGCCAAUGGAAUUGCACAACCUUCACAGGGAACCGGCAAGCCGGGAAAGAAAGGGGUUCGAAGCCUCCGAAAGGCAGACUGGGUCGUAGCACUUGUUCGUGGCAUGUUCCCUGACAUGCCAGAAGACGAGCAGCACAAGAUUCUCAAGAUGUUCAUGAAAACGUGGGAUCCUCGUCAAUUGCAUGCCCGGGUGACGUCGUGGACUGCGUGGACGCGCUAG